Messenger RNA from Callorhinus ursinus (northern fur seal), 791 nucleotides. Lineage: Eukaryota; Metazoa; Chordata; Mammalia; Carnivora; Otariidae. The record is from RefSeq and is a predicted model, not a curated record.
CCCUGCAUCUCAACCGGCAUUUAUGGUUUUCCAAAUGAGCCUGCUUCUGUCAUUGCCCUCAGCACCAUUAAGGAAUGGCUGGCCAAGAACCAUCACGAGGUGGAUCGGAUCAUCUUCUGUGUCUUCUUAGAAGUUGACUUCAAAAUCUACAAAAAGAAAAUGAGCGAGUUUUUCCCUGCAGAUGAUAAUAAUGAAGAAGAAGGUGUUGACAUGAAAGAAGAUUCAGAGGGGUUAGAGCCAAAAGGCCUCUCUCCACCCCACAAGAAGAGCAAAGCAAAGAAGCCAGAAUGUUCCAAAGACUCUAGUGAGGACGGUGUCAGUGCUGCAACUGGGCCCCGCCCUGCUUCAGAAGAGGCCAUUGAAGUCUGUAAAGAUGAAGAUUCUGCAAAGGACAAUAUUACAAAAGACAAUGAAGUGACAGAUCAUUCUGUGUGUGACCAAGAUCAUCCUAAUGGACAAGAGCAUGAUUCAACGAAGAAUGAAAUAAAAAUUGAGGCAGACUCCCAGAGCUCAUAUAUGGAAACAGAAGAGCUCUCACCAAACCAGGAAGAUGACACGAUUGUGGAGCAACCAGAAGUGAUCCCUCUAACAGAUGACCAAGAAGACAAAGAAGGUGAAAAAGCUCAAGGCGAGGACACACCUAGAGUUCCUGUGCAAAGUGAAGGCCCUGGCUACACAGAAAACUCUCCAAGUCCUGAUGUUGAAAUGAAUAGUCAGGUUGACAGUGUAAAUGACCCAACAGAGAGUCAGCAAGAAGAUUAACUAAUAGGGGCACAAGAUAAAGCAAAGGA